Molecule: messenger RNA, 231 nt
Organism: Protopolystoma xenopodis
Lineage: Eukaryota; Metazoa; Platyhelminthes; Monogenea; Polystomatidea; Polystomatidae
Source: the annotation of a GenBank genome assembly
AUGUGUGUAGCGCCAAGCCCAACUGGGCAAUCAACCUGGCCAGGCCUCUUUACAUGCAGCCCCGGCUUGGGCCCUGCACAAGCAAAUAUUUUGAUGAAGACGGCUUAUCUGGCCUUUGUAACCGGAUGUCCCCCAGCCGCAGACAUCACUCCAGGCCUCGUCGAUCUGCCGCCUGUAUCUGGGCCGAUCUUGGCCUCCUCUUUCGCAGACCGGCCAGGCAUUUGCAAAUAA